CGCCAAACCAAACUAAAAUUAUUUACAAAAAAACAUUUUUGUAGGAGGAUGAGACGGACUAUAGAUUGCACUUUUAAAUAGACUGCAAUUACAGUAAAUUUUAAUUGAAAUGGUGUUUUUCCGCUCUUCCAUGUUACGAGUUUACUGCAGAUGAUGUUUAAUGUAGCUUAGCGGUAUAUCUCUCCCUAGCAGGAGAUGAUAUUCAAUCAACUCGUGUGGGGUAUAAUAUAUUCUAUCUGAUGCUCCACGACUGGAAAUCAAAUGUUAUGGUGUAUAUUACCAUGCAUGCAUGAAGGAAAGUAACAUCACGAAGGAGGGUAUCCUCGGUGUUAGUAACAUCACGAAAGAGGGUUACCUCGGUGUUAGUAACAUCACGAAGGAGGGUAUCCUCGGUGUUAGUGACAUCACGAAGGAGGGUAUCCUCGGUGUUAGCGACAUCACGAAGGAGGGUAUCCUCGGUGUUAGCGACAUCACGAAGGAGGGUAUCCUCGGUGUUAGCGACAUCACGAAGGAGGGUAUCCUCGGUGUUAGUAACAUCACGAAGGAGGGUAUCCUCGGUGUUAGUUGUAGGAUCUCUUCCUCACAUAAGUAUAUACACUACAGAGUCACAAGCCAAUUUAUAGUCAGUUCGCUAUUGAUGCCAACGGACAAACGUGCAGUUUGUUACGUCAUACAGUUGACCUAGUUACUAAUCAAACGACAUUGUAUGUUUGAUUGUCGUGUAAGCCAAUUCUCGUGUAUCUG
Gigantopelta aegis is the source of this 744-nucleotide messenger RNA. Its product is annotated as alpha-synuclein-like. The transcript has a single exon. The coding region runs from base 290 to 685 and encodes 131 amino acids. Lineage: Eukaryota; Metazoa; Mollusca; Gastropoda; Neomphalida; Peltospiridae. The record is from RefSeq and is a predicted model, not a curated record.